AUGAGUUACCGUGGCCAGUCGGUAUACGUCCUUCCUGCAGUUGCAGCCUCAGUAGCCCAGGACCACGGCAUCAGCAGCAGCAAGGGCAGGAACAGGGAAGCCCCAAAUUUGUACAUUCGUCGCACGGCAUUCUAUGGCGAGAGCGGUGGCAAAGACAAUACAACAGCGCAGACAGCGCGGCGUGUAGAGGCGCGCAACGACUUUGCACAACGACACCGCAGGUAUGCUUCGAGGCAGCGGGACAGCAAGCAGCGAAACCCAUUACGGCAAAGCGGAGACACAGCCAGUGCAGGCUUGUCGCUAGUAAUAGAAGGCAGACGGGCGGUACCUUCGCGUGGAGUGGUGACUCCAGCGGGGCAUGUUGCAGUGCUGGAGGCAACGAGCACAACUCAAGCUUCUACGACAGAAGCAAGAGCACUCCCUUCAGCAAAAGAAAUUGAAUGCAUUCAAACUGCGCAAUUUUCCCGCGUGAUCACCUGCUCUAGACGUGAGGGCCGAAGUGGGGGAGUCACAGCAGCAGCGGAGAGAAUGGCAUCAGUACGUGAGGUCCUGCGAUCAGCAACAACACCUGUAACAGAAGCCGUUGCCGCAGAAACAGGGAGGAAAGCAACGCAACAGCGGAAAACGGACAGCAGCGACAGCAGUGAAAGCAGAGAAAGGCGUCAAAGCAUACUUGGCGGUGACACUCCGCAGCGUAUAAUCAGUAGAGUCCUCUCUCGUGUACGGAGGCAUGUCGCAGCUCGAUUUAGCAGCAUUGAAAGUAGCAGCAGCAACGAUGAAGCCAGCAACGGCAGCGACUCGAGAGAAUGGCAGAGUAUCUGCAGAACAUUGCGGAACAGCAGUGUCAGCCGGACGCAGGGAAUAAAGGGCAAAACCAGAGCGAGCAACUCCAGACAGAGGACCAGCAAGGCGCACUCAAGGAGGCGCAGUACUGCCACGAAAGUACUUCACUACAGCAGCAGCAAUAGCAGCAUCAGAGGCAGGAGCAGCGGCAGCAUCGGCGGAGAAUAUAAUCAUAGGCAUUUCGCUGAUGCGACUGCCUUGGGUGAUGAGGGCAAGCGGAUAGGACGCAGCAGGAAACUUAACCGCGGCGCGAUAAAGAUAAGAGAUCGCAGCAGCAGCAGCAAUCACAGCAGCAGCAACACCAGCAGUAACUGCGGACAGGUGAGAAGGAAAAAGGAGUCGGCAGCCCUUCGUAACAGUCUAAUCGAGCCCAAGUCACUCCUGCCGAAUCCGGCUCAUAAGACACUGUUGCCUGCAAAUCAACAGCUUUUCGACGACCAGCUGCUGCAAACUACUCCCAGCGAAAAUUGUAGUAGCAUGGGAGACUCGCUGAUUAGCCAGUGGCUAAACUAUUCUUCAGCGCUUAUCGUUGAGGAUGAGUCUUCUGACCUGGCCGAUCUUCCCCAACACUUGUGUGUUUCCGCGUGCACUCCUUUCCAGACACCUGCCUUCAAUAUCAGACCAAGAUCAAGACCAGCAGAGGCAACAGGAAAAAAACGUUGGGCGCAAAUUGUCCACGAGCCUGUUGCCGUCAAUCCGGAAGAUAAAGAGUUUAUUUUGCGCUCGAAGCCUGAGGAGGUCAUAGCCCGCAUCAAACAGCGUUUAGGAUUUCUCAGCAGCAGCGGCAGCAGCAGGUGCCACUAUUGCUGCAGUACGCGUCUUUCUUCGUAUGGUUGGCGAAGAGCAGCUUCAGGGCCUUGUAGCGGAGCUCCUUUUUCAUGGGACUCAGGUCGACCACUAUGCUGCUCACAGGAACAGGAGGAGGCCACGCAGUCGUGCUCUGCUGCAGAGGAAGAGGACACCAGCGGGCAACAGCAGCAGCAGCAGCGGGAACAGCAGCAGCGAGAGGAAGACCAGGAGAAACUUAGUUUAGGGUUAAUGACAUCUUUUCCAGGCCGCCAGUGGCUCCCAAGUCUUACCGUCAGCGCCCUUGAGCAUUCUGGCGUAGGCGCCGUCCACGAGAACGAACCACUUCAGCGGCAGCAACAGCAGCAACAGCAGCAGCUGGCGGAGAAACGAUUGAAACGUACUCUGCACAUUUCCAAAAAGCAGGUGGCAGCUUGGAAAGCUGCAAGCCAAUCCCCACUUCCUAAACUUGAUGCCAGUUGGGCUGCUGCUGAUUCAAGAGUGGCAGCCGCAGAAACAGCAGAUGCUGCAGCACAAGGGAAAACACUUCCCCUUAGUGACAGCCUUCUCUUCCGCCUAUCACCUGACUCAUCUUGCUGCCCAGUCUCUUCUUCGGAAUUCACGGUCGAUGCUUCGCCUAAUCGGCAGCAACUGCAGCAACAGCAGCUACGACAGCAGCUGCAGCAGGUAUGCCCAGAAUAUAGCAGCGAAGAUGAAGGUACGUGCAGUCGAGCGUCGCCAGAAUACGUGCAGCAGCAUCAAGAGCAGCAGAAGCCGCAACAACCCCCAGACCACUCCAGUUACGCAAAGCAACUGCGACGCUGUCCGCAGCAGGAAGGAUCUCCACACCAGCAGCAGCAACAGCAGCACAACAAAGGCAGGGCGGCGUCGCCGUAUCUCAAGUCGAUGCGCCAGCGAAUUCAGGGAAUUGAGGGAGCACCCGCAGCAGCGCAGCAGCAAAUGCAUGACACGCAGAGAAAUGAUCCGCUGAAAGAGAUGCAGCAACAGCAGCUGGCGUGGAUGACACCAGAAGGACCCCUUGGAAGUCCAAAGGAAGCAACAACUGCAGCGACUGGCUCUCAAGAGCCGCUGCAGCAUCUUCAGCAGCAGAUGGGUGAUAGUGCCACUGAGAAUCGGACACUGGAAGGUGCAGAGCAGAAAAACGCACAAGGACGCAUUGAGCAGCAGCAACCGCAGCAGCACCGGGACCAGCAGCGGCAGCCGUCAUCCAGAUUAGCUAGUCCGCUAGAACAAGGAGGUACUGACACUGUAGAAGCAUAUCCAGCAGCAGCAACAAUGUUAGAAGAAGCUGCAACGGGACAUGUAGCCGCAGCAGAAACAAACGCAGCAGCAAAGAGGCAAUCAACAAUGAGCGCGAUGUCAGAAGCUGCUGCUGGAGCAACAGCCUCAGCAAAAUUACCUAACGACCCAUCUGUUUGUGAGUCGGGUUUAGAAGCAAGUGCCGAAGCAGCUAAAUGUGCAGCAGCAGAAGCUGCCACAAAUGACGCAAGCGUUAAAGGUGAUGCAGCGAUUGCUAAUGGCUCCGUGGCUUCCAUUGCUGUAAGGCGGCCGACUGUGUUGGAAUCGAUGGACUUGGGAGAAGCGCGAGCCAGUUGUGCUGUUGCUGUUACUGCAAGUGCCAAUGGGGCAACAAGCCCUUCCACCGCUGCGGCUGAUUCGCAUACUGCAGUGCCUACUUCUGUUACGGCAAUCCUUGCUACUGUGCCUACUGAGAGUGCUGCUCCCUCUGAAACAGUAACUGUUCCGACGCUUGCAGUACCUUCUUGCGCUGCAGGAGGUAAUUCUGCUGCUGCGGCACGAGCUGUACCUGGUGCUGAGGCAUCAGCUGCAGUAAGGCAGCCGGCUGUGCUGGAAAGGAUGGACUCAGGAACGGCGCAAACCAGUUGUGCUGCCACAAUCACUGCAUCUGCAACCACGGCAGUAUAUCCUCGCAGCGCAUCGGCUGAUACUCAUACUACGGUGCCUACUGUCACGGCACUGUGUGCUGCCCCGCCUACUGAGGGUGGUGCUUCAUCUAGAAGUGCAGCUGUACCUACGCUUGCAUUACCUCCGUGCGCUGCAGGAGGUGCUUCUGCUGCUGCGGCACCAGCCCAAGCUACUUUGGAAGACGCUCCUGGUGCCACAGAUGCUGCCACUCGUGCCGCUAUGGCUUGUUCCUCUGUAGACGAGCCCUCUGGUGAUCAACUUGCUUUCGGUCCUACUGCGGUGGUAGCGGUUUCAUUGAAUUCAGCACCAACGGGAUCUACUAACUGUGAAAAGUCGCCCCCGCUGCGUUCGUGCACACAAAACUGCACGCAGCAGCCCCGUGCAACCAGCAGCAGCCGCAGCACAAACUGCAAGAACUGUUGCCUACAGACUCCUUGCGGCGCCUCUACCUUUGCCGUUGCAGCGCCAGUGACGUGUGUAGGCUGCCUGCAACAGCAGCUGCUACUGCAGCAUCAUCAGGUGCAGCAGCACCACAGGUAUUCGCAAGCCCAACCCACUGUGUACCAACAGACACCGGAGCAGCGUGCAGAGCAAAUGCAGCCGGAUCAGUGCAGGCAGCUUCUAGACCUGUCUGCUGGCAUUUCUGUUCACCCAGGAGCAACAGCAGCAGGAGAAGCAGGUCAACAGUCAAGUCAUUCUCAGGCACAACACCGCCAGGAGGCUUUAGGUCGCGAACUGCUGCAAAUACUCACGGCAGCAAUCCAGUCUUCUGCUCGAAGCCGUCGCCACGGGCAAGAGGCACAGAAGAGCCACCAAGGCAGCCGCGCCAGCCAGGGUAGCAAAAACAGGAGAACGAGCCGCAACACGGGACAACAGCGCGCAAGGCAGAAGGCGGACGUUCACAUAGACCAGCAAAAUGCGGAGCAUAGGAAGGAGAGGAAGAAAGACCAAAAGCGUAGAGGAAGAAAGUGGGCCGGUCACGGCAAGCGCAGCAGCAGCAGCAGCAGCAGCUCUUGCUGCUCCAAGGAACAUAGAGUCCUUCGUGUUGCAGAACAUCAGGAAAGCAGGAUGCCCUCGGCAACCCGGGACACGACGGAAUGCGUCGGUACCAACAGACAGGAGCGGAGUCAGAAUCGGUCUGCUUCACCAGUGUCCGCUGCACCUGUCGCAGCUACUGCUACAUCUGCUCCCACUCCUGUUCCCCGAAGUGAGCCAGCAGAGAGGAUGCGGUUAAACUGCUGCAGGCAGCAGCGAAAGGCAUCAGUGCUGACGAGUUGUGAAGCGGAAGAGCAACUCGAAAGGGGCAUAAGGCUGCAACAACGAUGCCGCUUACUGCGCUUGCUGCAGCAGCAACUGGAGCUGCAGUGA
This is a messenger RNA of Eimeria necatrix, 4944 nucleotides long. RefSeq lists its product as hypothetical. The transcript has 3 exons. Bases 1 to 4944 code for a protein of 1647 amino acids. NCBI's taxonomy places the organism in Eukaryota, Apicomplexa, Conoidasida, Eucoccidiorida, Eimeriidae. The record is from RefSeq and is a predicted model, not a curated record.